Adineta ricciae is the source of this 753-nucleotide messenger RNA. NCBI's taxonomy places the organism in Eukaryota, Metazoa, Rotifera, Eurotatoria, Adinetida, Adinetidae. The record is from the annotation of a GenBank genome assembly.
AUGGAUACAAACUCUGAUAGUCCGUAUGAUGUUCUUUUCGAACGUUCAUUAGCACUGAUCAUUCGCGAGUAUGGCUUUGAUAAUAUUGAACUUAGUGCCUAUCAUCAAAUUCUCGAUGUAUCCAAUACAAUACUUCGUCGGUUAUUACUCAACGUUAAAAAUCUGACGGAAGUUCAAUCACGUACCGAACCGUGUCCAGCUGAUAUUGCACGUUCGUUACAAAUGAUGAAUGUCAAAUCAUCAUUGUUACACCAAACGUGUAAUCAACCGAUUAAGCAUCGUCUCCGUUCACCAGAUCGUCAAACAGAAACACAUCCAACGAAAUUAUUUCGAGUAACACAUACGACAAAUGAUAAUUCUUCGCGUAAACAUCGGCCUAUUUAUAUUCCGGAUUUUCUUCCAGAAUUUCCCGAUCCUCAUACAUUUAUAUCUAGCGAAACCUAUGCAGAUCUACGAAAAGACUAUCCGCGCGUUCGACAAUUGCUGGCUGACCAACGUCGAGCCUUGCAGCGAUCCUUAGUGAAAUUCAAACUACAGACCAAUGAGAAAAUUUCUGUUAUCAACAAUCAGGGAGCAAAUAUCAACGAUUAUUUUCUAAUAAAAAAUACGACUUCUCCAUUGCCAUAUCUUGCUGCUUUAUUACCGCAAGACCAAAUGGAUUCGGAGAGUACAGAUGCAAUGGAAGACGAAGCCACUGUCGAUGUAUCAGCAAGAACAAAGUCACUAUCGGCAACAGAAGAUGGAGAAAUCUGA